Syngnathus typhle (broad-nosed pipefish) is the source of this 2426-nucleotide messenger RNA. It is a transcript of the gene cd36, whose product is annotated as CD36 molecule (thrombospondin receptor). The transcript is spliced from 12 exons. The coding region runs from base 812 to 2221 and encodes 469 amino acids. Gene Ontology annotation, biological process: receptor-mediated endocytosis; lipid storage; lipoprotein transport. Gene Ontology annotation, cellular component: caveola; cytoplasm; cell surface. Gene Ontology annotation, molecular function: low-density lipoprotein particle receptor activity; scavenger receptor activity; low-density lipoprotein particle binding. Lineage: Eukaryota; Metazoa; Chordata; Actinopteri; Syngnathiformes; Syngnathidae. The record is from RefSeq and is a predicted model, not a curated record.
ACAAAGUCAAGCGCAAGCCUGCACAGUCAACAAGUUGCUGAAGGGACAGUUCUCAGUAGCAUCUAAACUGCGUGUUUGCUUUUGGGGUAGGAGGGGCAAACAUUUUGGGUGGUCGUCUUGCGACAAGUUGCUAAAAGCAACAUGUCACUGUCACGCAACAUGUCAUGCCAAGAGGAGCGUAGGAUUCAAUUGGAGCGUUAGCUCACCCUGUUUCGGAUCAAUUGGGAGAACUGGUUUUCUGUGUGCAAAGUGGGCAGGCAUCAGCUUUUGCAGUUAAUGCUUUUAAAAACAGAACGUGUUGGAAAGAGCAGUAUACAUACAGAGUCCGUCAACAGUAACGGGCACUGCCCUCUAGUGGCCAAAGAGUGCACGUGCUCAUUUGUCAAAUUCUGGAGCAGCAUCAACAUCCAAAUUUGACGUCACGUUGUGGAGCGAAUCGAAGUGCGCUUCCAGAUAAGCCACAAGCUGACAAACACUAACGAGAUAUGCUCCAGCAAAUUGAAAAAUGUUGACGUUUUGAUUCUCACCAAGUGUUUACACAAAAAGCCACAAAGCAGAAGGGACUUGGAGGAUGUAAAGGAGUCUUGGAAUGAUCAGCCCAUCGAGCAUGUGAGUUGUUGUCUCCUUUGCUUGGAAACUGCUCUUGUCAACCUUUCGACCGGUUAUCUUUCACCUGCUGUUAUCUCAGUCCUGCCUGUACGUUAAACCCUGGCUGGCCAUAUAAAAGCGUUGUAGGAAAGGUGCGCACCUUUCUACCUGGCAUCUGCCGAAGCCUGCGCGUACAAAAAGCCGAGACGGUGCAAAGAGAGCGAUGGGCUGCUGUAACAAGAGGUGCACGCUCCUCGCCGGAGCUGUCGUCGGGGCGGCCAUGGCCCUACUGGGGGGCAUCUUGAUCCCGGUGGGGAAUGGACUCAUUGAGCAAACGGUCUUACAGGAAGCCGUGAUCGUAGAAGGAACGCCGGCGUAUGACAACUGGCUGGCACCGGGGGGAGCGGUCUACAGACAGUUCUGGUUCUUCGAUGUGCAAAACGCCAAGGAGGUGGUGGGGGAAGGUGCCGUUCCGGCGGUGGUGGAGAAAGGACCUUACACCUACUUGACCAGAUACUUGCCCAAAACCAACAUCACCUUCGAGCCCAACGACACCGUGUCUUACCUGCUUCCGCUGGGUGCCACGUUUGAGCCGUCCUUGUCGGUGGGAGCGGAAGAGGACAUCAUCACCUGCUUGAACUUGGCGGUGGCGGGGGCGUAUUCCAAGAUUCCCAAAAUGCUGCAUCCCAUACUCGAGACCAUGAUCAAGAACAGCAACUCGUCUUUGUUCCAGCACCGCAGCGUCAAAGAGCUGCUGUGGGGCUACAUGGACCCCAUGUUGAAAACCACCGUGGGCCUUUUCACACCCUACAACGGCACCUUUGACGGUUACUACAGCGUCUUCACCGGCAAGGGCGACAUCAGCAAAGUGGGCAUGAUCGACAAGUGGCGAGGAUCCAGGAGUUUGACCUUCUGGGACGACAAGUAUUGCAACAUGAUCAACGGGACAGAUGGUUCAAACUUUGCUCCUUUUGUGGAUGUGACAAAGCCCCUCUUCUUCUUCUCCUCGGACAUCUGCAGGUCGGUGUCAGCCAGCUUCCAGUACGCCAGGGACCUGAAGGAAAUCCCGGUGUACCGCUUCGGAUUGCUGCAGUCCACCUUAGCCUCGCCGGUGGACAACCCCGAAAACCACUGCUACUGCCGGGAUUUCAAGACCACCAAAAACUGCACCAUGGCAGGGGUUCUGGACAUUAGUUCUUGUCAAGACGGACAGCCCAUCUACAUCUCCUUACCUCACUUUCUUCAUGGCACUCCUUCCCUGCAUAAGGCCAUCAAGGGGCUCAACCCUAUCGAGGAGCACCAUAAGACCUAUCUGGACGUGGAGCCCAUAACGGGAAUUACUCUGGGCUUUGCCAAGAGAAUUCAGGUGAACAUGAUGUACGGACCCUCCAACGUCAUCACGGUGUUGAAGAAAAUCAAGGAAAGAACCAUUUUCCCUCUGGUUUGGAUGAAUGAGACGGCAGAAUUGGACGAGGAAUCUGCGGCCCUGCUCAAGGAGGAGCUGGUGGACCGGAUCAAGAUGCUGGACGUGACCCAGAAGGUCCUACUGGGCUCCGGCCUGGCUGUUUUUGCCAUUUGCCUGAUGUGGUACGCCGCCAUUCGAUGCACCGACGACAAGUCGGAAACCGUCUGAUACUGCUCUUUUGAUACGCACUUAUUUAUAAUGUCUCCCGUCCCUUUGCUAUUCAUACUGUGAUUUUUGUAAAGUGAAAACUUGACUUUAAUUCAACUAAUCAGGGAUUCGGGGCCUUCUUUAAGUGCAGUUUGAUAAGCUACAUGACGUGCGACACGCUGGUUCUGUUUGUUGGUGUUUACGUGCUUUGUGGCUUGAAAAGGAA